CUGGCUUCCGGAGAACCAAUCAGCGUCACCGUCGUCACGGUACCACGCUUCCGCGGACCCAGCAGAACUGGAGAAGCCCCGGACCUCUAGGAUGCCGGGCGUGAGGCCCCCAACCGUCCUGCUGCUCUUCGAGGCCCUGGCGCUGACCCGGACCUGGGCUGGUCUGCACUCCCUGAGGUAUUUCUACACCGCCGAGUCCCGGCCCGGCCGCGGGGCGCCCCGCUUCACCGCUGUCGGCUACGUGGACGACACGCAGUUCGUGCGGUUCGACAGCGACGCCGCGAACCCGAGGAUGGAGCCGCGGGCGCCGUGGAUGGAGGGGCCGUGGGUGGAGCAGGUGGACCCGCAGUACUGGGACGUAGAGACGGGGAAUGUUAAGGAAACCGCACAGAAUUUCCGACUGAACCUGAACAAACUGCGCUCUCACUACAACCAGAGCGAGGAAGAGCCUCACACCUUCCAGUGGACCUACGGCUGCGAGGUGAAGUCAGACGGCAGCUUCCACCGCGGUUACGACCAGUUCGCGUACGAUGGCGCUGACUAUAUCGCUUUGAACGAGGACCUGAGCUCUUGGACCGCAGCGGACACGGCCGCUCAGAUGUCCCGGAACCUAUAUGAGAAAGUGCAUGAGGCGGAGGUCCAGAGGAACUACCUGGAGAGGGAGUGCGUAAAGUGGCUAUGCAGAUACUUAGAAAAAGGGAAUGAGACUCUGCGGCGUUCAGACCCUCCAGAGGCACGAGUGACCCGCCACCCCACCUCUGAGCGGGAGGCCACCCUGAGGUGCUGGGCGCGGGGCUUCUACCCUGCGGACAUCGCCCUGACCUGGCGGCGGGACGGGGAGGACCUGACCCAGGACACGGAGCUGGUGGAGACCAGGCCCACGGGGGACGGGACCUUCCAGACGUGGGCGGCAGUGGUUGUGCCGCGUGGGGAGGAGCAGAGAUACACGUGCCACGUGCAGCACGAGGGACUGUGGGAGCCACUGAUGCUUGGAUGGGAGCCCCCUCCUCAGACCAACACCAUCAUCAUCAUCUUGGGUAUCACUAGUGGCCUGGUCCUGCUUGGAGCUGUGGCGACUGCAGCUGUGAUGUGGGAGAGGAGGCGCUCAGGUGGAAAAGGAAGGAGCUAUGCUCAGGCUGCCAGCAGUGACAGUGACCAGGGUUCAGAUGUGUGUCUCAAAGCUUGUAAAGCGUGAGACAGCUGCCCUGUCGGGGAAUGAGUGAUGGAAGGUUUCUCACAAGCAUAUACCCGCCAGCCCCUGUUUGUGACUUCAGGGACAUCUCACUUCUCUUUCUGCAAAGAGCAUUUGAAUGUCUGUGCUCCCAUCAGCAUCAUGUGAGAAGGUGGGAGGUGGGCCCACCCCACUCACCAGCCCCCCUCCCCACACUCCCCUGCUCCAGCAGAGGUGGGGCGGGGCCCUCCCCAUCCCUGUCUGUGCUUCCUAGUGCCCUAAGCUGUAGCUCCUCACUCCCUUAUGAAAUAAGACUCUGGUUAUGAAUUUGUUUUUUCACUUUCUGCCAUUAAGGGCUGAUGGAGCUCAGACAGACUGGGAAUCACUAUGGUCAGUGACAGAGGAAUGGUUUUAAAUCCACACUUAAAAGUGUUUUGCAUUUUUCUUAGGGAGAAAAAUAUAUUGAGAUAUAAUGUUGGGAGUUACCAUGGGAUAGAGUCAGGUGGAAGAUUUAGGAAGUGGGCCCUGUGUCAGCAUAAUAAAAUCUCUGAGUGCUUGCUCUCUGAAACUGUUCCCCAGAUGUAUUUCUUGGAAUAUAUCUGGGGAACAGCAAACACUGGAAUCCCAAUUUUUUAUUUACAUAUAAAGUAUAUGUAUGAUAUUGGGGUCUAAUGUUAUUUUGGGGGAAGCCACAGAAGAGGCUCUAGGACACAGCCAGGAACAAUCGAGAGGCCAGCCUGGGUCGGGUCCCACACAGGAACCACUGCCUUGCUGCCGGGCACAGAUGUCAUCGCUAACCGCACUGACCCCUGAGGUGGGACCUGGUCCCUGCUGCUAGGACUGCUGUCUCUACUGCUCUAGCACCUGGACACUUAUGCCACUCCUGCCACUCUUGCCAAAUGUAUUCUGUAUAGUCCCAGCCCCUCUGUGUCACCACAUCCUGAGUCAGAGUCUGGCAUGUGGUCACCUGACUGGUGGGGCCUCAUGUUGUGUCUAGAAGCACAAAUGUUGGAGAACGUGGGUUUCCCUCUUUUAUGGAGGGAUGUGGUCUCUGCCUCUGACCAAGACUCUUCAUAUGUGGAAUUCUUUCCAUGUAGGAGGGAGUUCAGGUGCUGGGGUGAAGGAUGGAAAAAAAAAGACUAAUCUUAAUUGUUGGAGCAAAGAUCUGAGACUGAAAUUUCUGAUACUUUGCAGGCACUUAGGUUUUGCUGGAUGAACAGUGACUAAUAAAUGCUGUGUUUCUGCUCAUUCCCUUGAUUUUGUUACUAGGAUUCAGCAUUUCUCUACUCCAGUUUAUACUCUCAGAUAAGUGGGUGACUAAUAAAUGCUCACAUGAACAGUGACUAAUAAA
This is a messenger RNA of Phyllostomus hastatus (greater spear-nosed bat), 2522 nucleotides long. Its product is annotated as patr class I histocompatibility antigen, A-126 alpha chain-like. NCBI's taxonomy places the organism in Eukaryota, Metazoa, Chordata, Mammalia, Chiroptera, Phyllostomidae. Bases 92 to 1195 code for a protein of 367 amino acids. The transcript is spliced from 8 exons. Gene Ontology annotation, biological process: antigen processing and presentation of endogenous peptide antigen via MHC class I via ER pathway, TAP-independent; antigen processing and presentation of endogenous peptide antigen via MHC class Ib; positive regulation of T cell mediated cytotoxicity. Gene Ontology annotation, molecular function: peptide antigen binding; signaling receptor binding. The record is from RefSeq and is a predicted model, not a curated record. Gene Ontology annotation, cellular component: external side of plasma membrane.